AUGGCUGGUAAAAUAUCUGGUGUACAAUCAAAGUGCAAAGAACAGAAUUCGAAAAUACUUUAUGUGCAUUGUUUUACGCAUUGUUUGAAUCUUGUAUUGGUUGACUCUUGUAUUUCACGAAUGGAAAAUUCGAUCAUUUUCGACUUCUUUGGCGUUAUUCAAAUGGUUUACAAUUUUAUUGAGGGAAGUCCAACACGUCAUGCAAUAUUUGAACAAAUUAAAAAUACUAUGAAUUUAAAAUUAAAAUCAUUAAAAUCUUUAUCUACAACCAGAUGGGCAUGUAGAGCAGAGGCAGUAUCUGCAAUUCGUGAAAACUUUUCAGCUAUAAUAAAAACAAUAAUUGAAGUAAAUAAAAUAACGAAAUUGCCUGAAGUCAAAGUUAAAGGAAAAGGAAUUAUUAUGCAUUGUCAGAGUUUUAAUUUUAUUAUUUCCUUAGAAUUAAUGCAUCCCAUACUACAAAUGAUUCUAAAAGUAAGUCAAACACUUCAAAAUCCUUCAAUUAAUUUAUUGGUUGCAAUAAAUGAAGUUAAGAAUCUUCGUUCAGCUUUACAACAAUUACGUUGUAAUAAUGAUUUCUAUGAUGAAGCAUAUACAACAGUUUUAAAAAUUUGCAAAGAAUAUGAUAUUGAUGAACCAGCGAUUAAGUUAAGGAAAAAAUCAAAACGUUUUGAUGACAACAUAGAUAAUGAACAUAUUUUCAAUACAAAAAAAGAAGAAAUUCGUGUUACUGUAUUGAUUCCCAUGUUAGAUUCUCUUAUAUAUGGUAUUGAUCAACGUUUUAAUCAAGAUACAAUAUCUUUAAUUACAGCAGUCGGGAAAAUGUUAAAACUUGACUCAAAUAAAGAUGAUAUUAAAUUGUUAUCGUCAUAUUUUAAUAUUUCUGAAGAGGAAUUAAUUUCUGAGAUCCGUCUACUUUUGUCUCGUGACUUAGAUUGUGUAACACAACUUGUUAAACAAGAUUGUAUGACGUGGCUAGAUUGGUUCCGAAAAAAUGAAAUUGAAGGUAUAUAUAAUAAUUUUAUAAAAAUUAUUAGAGAUUUUUGUGUGAUUCCAGUAACCAGUGCUUCUUGUGAAAGAGCAUUUUCUAAACUCACUCAUGUAAAAAGUAAACUUCGAUCCACCAUGAAACAAGACCGUUUAGAUGACCUUAUGCUACCAUACAUGGAACAGUCUUUGGCUAAUAAUGUUGAUGUUGAGAAUGUCAUUGAAGAAUUUAAAAAAUUGGUACCAUUUAAUCGUCGUCUAUUAUUAUAA
This is a messenger RNA of Macrosiphum euphorbiae (potato aphid), 1254 nucleotides long. The record is from the annotation of a GenBank genome assembly. Lineage: Eukaryota; Metazoa; Arthropoda; Insecta; Hemiptera; Aphididae.